Molecule: messenger RNA, 1543 nt
Organism: Punctularia strigosozonata HHB-11173 SS5
Lineage: Eukaryota; Fungi; Basidiomycota; Agaricomycetes; Corticiales; Punctulariaceae
Product: PLP-dependent transferase
Exons: 14
Coding region: 1-1443 (480 amino acids)
Cellular component (GO): cytosol
Molecular function (GO): pyridoxal phosphate binding; transaminase activity
Source: RefSeq, a predicted model, not a curated record
AUGACUCCCGCUUUGACUGUCCCUGAGUCUGAGUCCGUCGUCGCGUCAGCUGGCGUCAAGCCUCCGACCCAAGCCGAAGCGAAACCGACGUACAUCCUCCAUAGGACUCCGUGGCGUCCGCCGGUGGCAACUAGCGCCGAUGGAAUCUACAUCCACCUGGAGGAUGGUCGUCGGGUAAUCGACGGUUGCGGCGGAGCUGCUGUGGCAUGCAUUGGAAACUCGCACCCUGCCGUGCAGCAGGCAAUCAAAGAGCAGGUUGACAAGAUGUCCUACGUGUAUAAUAUGCAGUUGUCCAACCCUCCAGCUGAAGAAUUAGCCAAAAUCUUGGUAGAGUCCGGCAAUGGCGCGUUUGCUCUCUGUGGAUUUGUCUCCGGAGGUUCGGAGGCUAUGGAAGGUGUCAUCAAGACCGCGAGGCAAUACUACUUUGAGACCGGGCAGACGCAACGAAGGAACUUCAUCGCGCGAGACCUGUCUUUCCAUGGCAAUACAGUGGCUACUCUGUCUCUUGCCUCUCAUCCCACGCGGAAGAUCCCUUACGACGCCAUUCUCGAUCACGACCACUUUCACCAUGUGUCUCCGGCCUAUUCCGCACGUUUUCAGAAACCAGAUGAAUCCGAGCAGCAAUAUGUCGACAGGCUGGCGAAAGAACUGGAGGAUAAGUUCUUAGAGCUCGGGCCCGACACUGUGAUCGGAUUCGUUGCGGAGACGGUCGUGGGUGCUACCACAGGCUGUGUACCCGCUCCCAAAGGGUAUUUCAAGGCUUGCAAGGAAAUCUGCCAUAAAUAUGGUGCAUUAUUUAUUUUGGAUGAGGUCAUGAGCGGCAUGGGACGAAUGGGAACGUUGCAUGCUUGGGAGAGCUUCGGUGACGGCGAGGCACCUGAUCUCCAGGCUGUAGCCAAAGGUUUGGGUGGAGGUUAUGCGUCUAUUGGUGCUGUUCUCAUGUCGAAGAAGGUUGCGGACGGCAUCAGAGACAAUGCUGGCCUUUGGAAGCACGGUCAUACGUAUCAGGCUCAUCCCCUGGCAUGCGCUGCAUCGCUGGCGGUGCAGAAAGUCAUCGUGUCGGAGAACCUGCUCGAAAACUGCCGCUUACAGGGCUUAUACCUAUCCUCGUUGCUCCAAGAGCGCCUCAGGGGCACCAACGCUCCCGCUGCGCCAUACGUGCACGACAUUCGCGGUGGUGGCGCAUUCUGGGGCGUCGAAUUUGACUUUGCCGGUCAGAAGGCGGCCAUAUUCAGCUUCAAGCCGGCGCAGUUCCCUCUGCUCGUGCAAGCUCGGGCACUCGAGAAGGGCCUUGUGAUCAUGGGCUUUGACGGCAGCGCCGAUUUCGGCGGUCAUUGCAUCAUCGCUCCAGCCUACAACAUCACCAAGGGGCAAGUAGAGGCCAUUACCGACAUCUUCGUACAAAGCAUUGAGGAGCUCUUGCGGGAGAAUGCGAUAAACUGAGAUGGUGCAUGUAUCGUCUUGCUACACUGUCUUGCGGGCACCGUGUCAAUGUAUCAUUGCAUACUGCUACAAGUAGAGCAGUUCUAUUCCUUGACGCCAG